This is a messenger RNA of Aspergillus welwitschiae, 279 nucleotides long. RefSeq lists its product as uncharacterized. The coding region runs from base 1 to 279 and encodes 92 amino acids. The transcript has 2 exons. The record is from RefSeq and is a predicted model, not a curated record. NCBI's taxonomy places the organism in Eukaryota, Fungi, Ascomycota, Eurotiomycetes, Eurotiales, Aspergillaceae.
AUGGGCUCAUUAUUUUGUUGCUCUAUGGUAUCUAUCUGUAUCGCUUCCAUGGACGAAGUCACCCCCUCAUGUCUCCCUCUGAAUAAUAAUAAUCAAGCUUCUCUUGAACUACAACAGUUCUGGGUUGCGGGCAGGCGGAAUAGCCCGACUGCACAUAGUUUGACCCCACCCUGGUCGGUCACCGUAUAUAAGGGGAGUUCAUUCGAGAGAGAAUGUUGGUGCUGGCAGCUGCAGGGUAACGUGGUCUGUCGAUCCCAAGAUAAAGGGAUAGUUGUCUAA